CCCACUUCUCAUCAGGCAGCGCAGAGACGCACCAUGCCGACGUCAUCACGAGGCGCGGGGUCCUGACUGUGUCUUCUCGUUCAGCGUGUGUGUGUGUCUCUGCGGGUCAACCUGUGUGCAGGUCAAUCUGUCUUCGCGUCUCUCGUCUGUCCCACCGCCGUCCUCAUGUCCCGGUGUCUCGCGCUGGCUCGGUUCGCGCUCGGUUCCUCCCGGGGGACCAGCACGCGCCUAACGACGUGCACGCGAGGCCUGAACAGUAGAACCGCCUCGCGCUCCUUGUCCGCAGACUUGCGGGUCACGCAGCAGCAGAGCUGGAGCAGUCAGGCCAGACUGUGGAGCGCUCAGCGUUCCGGCCUCGGUGUCGGCCAGCAGUCUUACUACAGCACCCAGGAGGCAGAGAAAGAGCCGGAGGAGGAGCCCCUCCACACCAUCAUCAGUGACACAGAGUCUGUUCAAGGCGGAUCCUCCAAGCAUGAGUUUCAGGCUGAAACAAAAAAGCUGCUGGACAUUGUUGCCAGGUCCCUGUACUCAGAGAAAGAGGUGUUCAUCAGGGAGCUGAUCUCGAACGGUAGUGAUGCGUUAGAAAAACUGCGUCACAAACUGAUGACAGCAGGAGGUGAAACGGCUCCCAUGGAGAUCCACCUGCAGACCGACGCUGCCAAGGGCACCUUCACCAUCCAGGACACUGGAGUGGGGAUGAACCAAGAGGAGCUGGUGGCCAACCUGGGGACCAUCGCUCGCUCCGGUUCAAAGGCAUUUCUGGACGCUCUGCAGAACCAGGCGGAGGCCAGCAGCUCCAUCAUCGGUCAGUUCGGGGUUGGAUUCUACUCUGCCUUCAUGGUGGCCGACCAUGUGGACGUUUACUCGCGCUCAGCUGAGCCCGAUGCACCUGGGUACAAGUGGUCAUCAGACGGCUCUGGAGUUUUUGAGAUUGCUGAAGCUGGUGGUGUUCAACAGGGAACAAAGAUCACGCUGCACCUCAAGGACGACUGCAAGGAGUUUUCCUCUGAGGACAGAGUUAAAGAGGUUGUAACAAAGUACAGCAACUUUGUCAGUUUCCCCAUUUUCCUGAAUGGACGUCGGCUCAACACUCUGCAGGCCUUGUGGAUGAUGGAGCCGAAGGAGAUCAGUGACUGGCAGCAUGAGGAGUUCUACCGCUACAUCGCCCAGGCCUACGACAAGCCCCGCUACACGCUGCACUACCGUGCCGAUGCACCGCUCAACAUCCGAAGCAUCUUCUAUGUUCCUGAUGCGAAGCCGAGCAUGUUUGACGUGAGCAGGGAGAUGGGCUCCAGCGUGGCUCUGUACAGCAGGAAGGUCUUGAUCCAGACCAAAGCGAGUGACAUCCUCCCCAAGUGGCUGCGCUUCCUCCAAGGUUUGGAUCCUCCACUUUGA
Messenger RNA from Paralichthys olivaceus (Japanese flounder), 1395 nucleotides. Lineage: Eukaryota; Metazoa; Chordata; Actinopteri; Pleuronectiformes; Paralichthyidae. The record is from RefSeq and is a predicted model, not a curated record.